Messenger RNA from Eublepharis macularius, 1257 nucleotides. Its product is annotated as galactosylceramide sulfotransferase-like. Gene Ontology annotation, cellular component: membrane. The transcript is spliced from 2 exons. The record is from RefSeq and is a predicted model, not a curated record. Bases 1 to 1257 code for a protein of 418 amino acids. NCBI's taxonomy places the organism in Eukaryota, Metazoa, Chordata, Lepidosauria, Squamata, Eublepharidae. Gene Ontology annotation, molecular function: galactosylceramide sulfotransferase activity. Gene Ontology annotation, biological process: glycolipid biosynthetic process.
AUGAACUGUGUCUGGCUUCCCUUUGCCAUCUGGAAGCAGCGCUCCUGGCUGGUGACCAUCAUCCUGCUCCUCCUGCUUCUGCUCCUCAGGCACCUGACCAGAAACGAAAUACUGAAGAUCAACUCUGGAGAAAAGCUGUUCAGCCGCCAACAGAAGAUUACUUUAACCCGCUCUUUGGCUAAACAGUGGGCUGCAAGAAAGUCUGGCUUGGAAAAGCAGGGAAGACCCAGCGUUGUCUUUCUGAAGACCCACAAGACAGGCAGUAGUACAGUGCAGAAUAUACUUUUCCGUGCCGGCGAGCGGCGCAACUUGACUGUGGCCUUUCCACGCUACUCCUAUCAGUUUGCAUACCCAGAACGCUUCUCCGGGGACUUUGUGGAAGACCUCCCACCUGGGGCUGCCCACUUCAAUUUGCUCUGCAGCCACAUGAGGCUGGACGCUGGGGAAGUCCAGGCUGUCAUGGCCCCCCAAACCAUCUUCCUCACCAUCCUGCGGGAUCCAGUGCAGACUUUUGAAUCUGUCUUCCAUUACUAUCGAAACAUCGUGCCCGCCUUCCAGCUACUGUACAACCACUCCAGCCCACUACUUGCUUUUCUUGAGGCAUCAAGUCAGUACUAUGAUGCUCAGGAUGUCAGCAACGGACUAGCCAGGAACCCCAUGACCUUUGACCUGGGCCUGAAUGCAAGCCGCGAAGCAGCCCCGAGCAGCCAGUGGGCAAGUGAGCUGGAAAGACUUAACCAAACCUUUCAGCUGGUGAUGCUUGCAGAACAUUUUGAUGAGUCCUUGCUUCUGGCACGGGAAUUGUUAGGUCUAGACAUGGAAGAACUGGUUUAUGUCCGGCUAAAUGUCCGUCAUAAGGAGUCGUCGCCUUUGGCAAAGGAGAUGGGGCAGAAAAUCCAGGCCUGGAACUGGUUUGAUGUGCAACUCUAUAGGUUCUUCCAGAGUGUCUUCUGGCGCAAGGUGGAGCACUAUGGCUAUGUACGCAUGAAGCGCGAAUUAGACGCCUUUCGGGCCCUGAGGCAGAAGACUGUAGCCAGGUGUCUAGCAGGGGGCCCUGUUGGUCCAGAGAUCAUGGCAGACGACCUGCGGCCCUGGCAGCCGGGAAGUGUCACCAUACUGGGCUAUAACCUGAGGCAGAAUCUCACCUCUGCCCAAUACAGAGACUGCUUCAGAAUGGUCUUACCAGAACUCCAGUAUCAUGCUUACCUCUAUUACAGGCAAUAUGGAAGGAACAUGCGCCCCCUUCCCACCACGUAG